Pollicipes pollicipes is the source of this 1507-nucleotide messenger RNA. RefSeq names its product ribonuclease H2 subunit A. The transcript has 7 exons. Gene Ontology annotation, cellular component: ribonuclease H2 complex. Bases 135 to 1040 code for a protein of 301 amino acids. Gene Ontology annotation, molecular function: RNA-DNA hybrid ribonuclease activity; RNA binding. The record is from RefSeq and is a predicted model, not a curated record. Gene Ontology annotation, biological process: mismatch repair; DNA replication, removal of RNA primer. NCBI's taxonomy places the organism in Eukaryota, Metazoa, Arthropoda, Thecostraca, Pollicipedomorpha, Pollicipedidae.
CCAGAAAUAUUUUGAUUUUGUGUAGUCUUGCCCUGAUGUUGAUUUUUGGUUCCUGGUAGGGGAAUAUUUGGGGUGUUUCUUGUGUUUAUGGCAGGAUUCAGAUGUAGUUACAGCAUACACCUAAAUGUGUUAAGAUGGAUUUGGAUGCCAAAAUAAAGGAAUUUUCUGAUGGCAAGAACACUGCAACACACAUCAUUUCUUCAGCUGUCCCAGAUAUUUGUAAAUCUGAGCCCUGCAUGCUGGGCAUUGAUGAGGCAGGCAGAGGACCAGUGCUGGGACCAAUGGUGUAUGGCUGUGCAUACUGCCCAGUCAGUAAGCUGGCUGAACUGAAAGCCCUGAAGUGUGCAGACUCUAAGACUCUGAGUCUGGAGGCGAGGGAGAAGCUUCUCAUCUUGCUCAAUGAUAGUGGUGACUUCCUCGGUUGGGAGGUGGAAAUCCUCUCUCCCAGCUUUAUCUCACGGAACAUGUUCAAAAGGUCCAAAUACAACCUCAACUGGAUGUCGCACGACGCGGCCAUCGCGCUCAUCGCCCGCUGUCGAGAGGCGGGCGUCAAUGUCACCGAGGUGUACGUGGACACGGUCGGGCCGCCCGAGAAGUACCAGGCCAAGCUGGAGGCGCGUUUCCCCGGCCUGAAGAUCACCGUCAGCAAGAAGGCCGACGCGCUCUUCCCAACCGUGUCGGCGGCCAGCAUCUGCGCCAAGGUGGUGCGCGACCGCGCGCUGGCCCACUGGACCUGCCCCGAGAAGAUGGAGGUGGACGUGGCUGCGCUGGGCAGCGGCUACCCCGCCGACCCGCAGACGAAGCGGUUCCUGGCGUCCAGCCUGGACCCGGUGUUCGGCUUUCCCAGUCUCGUGCGCUUCAGCUGGUCCACCUGCCAGACCAUCCUGGACACGUCGGCCGUCGGCGUGCAGUGGGAGAAGCCGGACGACGAGAACGCGGCGGCGCGCGACACGCCGUCAGUGGCCGCUCUGUUCGGCGGCCAGGGCGCGCGCCACGUGUUCUUUACGGAGCGCCAUCUGCGCCCGGCGCCGCCACUCUGACACGCCGACUCGUGCGCGGCUGGCACUCGCGCCGGUCCCCAGCGCUGGUGGGCGGCACACUGCGAGGACAGGGGGUGACGCAGACUCGUUGAACGGUGGGAGGGGAGCGGCCGGGAGGGCGCUGCGGUGUUGGUCUCGGAGCUGAGGGGGUGUGGUCGGGCCUUUAUACAGGCGUGGCGAGCGAGUGCGCCGUAUUCCUUGUCCUGGUGUUUGCAGCGCUGUUUGAAGGCUUGUCGUCCCAAGAAAAGCGCCGCUUUUUACAUCGCAUUUUUGUGUUGCUGGGUCGCAUGGAAAACCCCGGACCCUGAGUUGUCAACAGAAGACAAUCGCUUCCGUGAAAAGGUGCUUUUGUGAAUGCUGAGUGCACGCCACUGAAAUGAACUGCAGAAUGAGCGUGGCUUUUGACUGAAUAAAAUGCCGUGAACUUGGGUGCGCCUUGCGUGCUCGGUAUCCGUGCAGAUUCCGCG